ACUUGAGAUUCACAUGAGAGUUCACACUGGAGAGAAGCCUUAUGUAUGCCAUCAAUGUGGGAAGAGUUUCAGUCAGUCAGUCAACACAACUAACGACACACGUGAGAAUCCACACCGGAGAAAAGCUAUUCGUAUGUCAUCAGUGUGGGAAGAAAUUCAUAGACAAAGAAUAUCUUAAGCUUCACAUGCAGAUCCACACUGGAGAGAAGACUUACACAAAUAAUGACUGCGGAAGUAAAUUUCUUAGAGCAUCUGAGAGUUCAUAUGAAGGAGAAGCCACAUUCAUGUUUUGUAUGUGGAAAGAGAUUUUCGCAGCUGUGUAGUUUACAAGAGCAUGAGAAACUUCAGAGAGAGUACAUGUGCUUUGAGUGUGAGAAGACUUUUACUUCAGGAAGCCAUUUAAAACUGCACCAGAGAAUUCACACUGGAGAGAAACCUUACAAGUGUUCACACUGUGACAACAGAUUCAGUCUGUCAGCACAUCUGAAAACACAUGAGAGGAUCCACACUGGAGAGAAACCUUACAAGUGUUCACACUGUGACAACAGAUUCAGUUUUUCAGCACAUCUGAAAACACAUGAGAUGAUCCACACUGGAGAGAAACCUUACAAGUGUUCACACUGUGACAACAGAUUCAGUCUGUCAGCACAUCUGAAAACGCAUGAGAGGAUCCACACUGGAGAGAAACCUUACAAGUGUUCACACUGUGACAACAGAUUCAGUCUGUCAGCACAUCUGAAAACACAUGAGAUGAUCCACACUGGAGAGAAACCUUACAAGUGUUCACACUGUGACAACAGAUUCAGUUUUUCAGCACAUCUGAAAACACAUGAGAUGAUCCACACUGGAGAGAAACCUUACAAGUGCUCACACUGUGACAACAGAUUCAGUUUUUCAGCACAUCUGAAAACGCAUGAGAUGAUCCACACUGGAGAGAAACCUUACAAGUGUUCACACUGUGAAAAGAGAUUCAAUCAGUCAUCAUCUCUGAAAACACAUGAGAGGAUCCACACUGGAGAGAAACCUUACAAGUGUUCACACUGUGACAACAGAUUCAGUCUGUCAGCACAUCUGAAAACACAUGAAAGGAUUCACAGCAGAGAGACGUGUGAUCAGUGUGGAAAGAGUUUCUCUAUUAAAAGUCACCUGAAGCUACACAUGAAGACCCAUGCAGUGGAGAAACCACAUCACCACAGACUGAGAUCACAAAUUAUUGUUUGUCCUCACUAUUCGGGAAACAGACACAGUCUCUAUAGAAUGGACUACACACACUUCUAUCAAUUAAGUGGAUAGAACAAAGACUGUGAUUUGAGGUUUGACUUGGAGAUGUUGUCUGACAGAAGAUUCGCUCUGAUUCUGCUGGGGUGCAGGCCAUCAGCAUGGAAGAGCCUAGGUUGCUCCCAGAAAAGAUUCCAGUUAUUUACAAAGAGCUAACCCUAACCCUAACCCUUACAAAGAGCUGAGCAGAGCCCCCUGCUGGCCUCACUGAGUGAAUAGAUCCUGAAAGAUAAAGUAGAUCAAAACUUUAUUUGUACACAAAUGUGUUUUAAAAUCUUGCGAAAAAACUAAUGUAAAUAAAGUCAAACUGCCCAACCAAAGCAAACACUGAUCACAAUAAUGGUGACUUCAAAGUAAACUAUUAACUAUUGAUGUUUAUUUUAUGUUUUAUGAGAUAUUUCAUGCCUUUUUGAUGUUUUAUGAGAGAUUUCAUGCCUUAAAAGUUUAUUUAAUUUAAGGCUGUGGCUAGAAGUCAGUUGCAGUUCUUGUUUCUGUUCGUCUCUUCUCUUUUUUUUUUUUUUUUUUUUUUUUUCCUUCAGUGAUUCUGCUUGUUAAGAGCAGGUGUUCGUCACUAAUGCUCAGUCAUCGCUUGAUUAAUCACUUAAUUAUCUCAUUACCUUCAACACUGCUUCAGGGGCCGUUUACACGACAGCAUUUUCCAUUAAAAAGUGUUAAUUUAACACUGGGGAUUUUGCUAUGAAGUGCAAUAAAUAAAGUGCCUUGAGUGUUUUUAUGAUCAAUAUUUGUGUUCUCGUGUUCUUUUUGAUCAAAUGUUUUCUAGCAUUAUACUUGAGAGAUUCCAUGCUAUUUAAUUUUGAAUGCAUUUUGUUAAUAUAUAACCUGAAGAAAUCCUGAUGGAGUCAUCUGACCUGUUUGAACACACCCAUGUGAUCAUAAACUCCACCCUCUUACAACACUUAGUGGGAAGAGACUGACUCAUUAUAGAGCUAAAGUUGGUUUUUGAUUGAAUCACUUCCAUUGUAAAAAUUGUUAUUACUUUAGGGGCCACUUAAAUGACACCUUUCCUACUGAAAACCGAGUACUUUUAAUGCAUUCUUGCCGUUCAUUUACAUGUUUAGUCUAUGGGUUUGCGUGUUUGAGUGUGUGUGCACAGAAGCUUGGUCUUUUUAAAAAAAGUUAUAUUUGCCAAAUUACUUUACUGGUCCGCAUAAUGAGUUGUGUCCGCGGAUCUAUGCGAACUGGAAUAAUUUUAAAAACAUUUCAUCUAUACAUAGAUGCAGGGGAGAGAUUAGGUGAAACGUUAGGGCUGUGUUAUCAUCAUGUCUAGAUGCAGGUCCUUCAUCUCAUCUGGAUACGGCCUGGAUCUGGCAGGCAUCAGGUGUUUUGGGAAGUGUUCCCGGUUCCGGCUGACCUAAUCUAUGCAGCCUAACAAUUUACAUGAUUUGAAUUAUAGAAGUAGAUAAUGUGUAAUGUGUAUGCAAGUUUAAACAGUGUGUUUUUAGUUUAGACUUAAACUGACAGAGUGUGUCUGCUUCCCGAACAGUGAUAGGAAGAUUGUUCCAAAGUUUAGGUGCUAAAUAGGAAAAGGAUCUGCCGCCUGCAGUUGAUUUUGAUAUUCUAGGUAUUAUCAACUGGCCUGAAUUCUGAGAUCACAAUAGACGUGAAGGACAAUAAUGCAUUAAGAGCUCACUCAGGUACUGGGGAGCUAAACCAUUAAGUGCUUUGUAAGUAAUUGGCAAGAUUAUAAAAUCUAUACGAUGUUUAAUAGGAAGCCAAUGCAGUGUUGACAGAACUGGGCUAAUAUGGUCAUACUUCCUGGUUCUAGUAAGAACUCUAGCUGCUGCAUUUUGUACGAGCUGUAGUUUAUUUAUCAGGCGAGCAGAACAACCACCCAGUAGAGCAUUACAGUAAUCUAGCCUUGAGGUCAUGAACGCAUGAACUAACUGUUCUGAAUUUGUCAUUGAGAGCAAAUGUCGUAGUUGGAAGAUGGAAGAAUGUGGUUUUACAGAUGCUAGAAACAUGGCCUUCAAAUGAAAGAUUGGUAUCAAAGAGC
This is a messenger RNA of Ctenopharyngodon idella (grass carp), 3292 nucleotides long. Its product is annotated as zinc finger protein 239-like. Gene Ontology annotation, molecular function: RNA polymerase II cis-regulatory region sequence-specific DNA binding; DNA-binding transcription activator activity, RNA polymerase II-specific. The transcript is spliced from 2 exons. NCBI's taxonomy places the organism in Eukaryota, Metazoa, Chordata, Actinopteri, Cypriniformes, Xenocyprididae. Gene Ontology annotation, cellular component: nucleus. The record is from RefSeq and is a predicted model, not a curated record. Bases 223 to 1293 code for a protein of 356 amino acids. Gene Ontology annotation, biological process: regulation of transcription by RNA polymerase II.